CUGGUCUCAACCCAUAAGCAAAACACCCAACCAGCGACGAGAGACACUAGUACCCCUCUCCCUCCUUGAUAAACACCCCCCCACAAUCAUGUUGCGCACAGCAAAACCAAAAACAGCCGCCGGAAAGCGGGCCCUCAAAAAGAGGGAGCCCCAGGUCAUAGAGGGCGCUAAACCCGCCCUCUUCAUGAAGGGUACAAACACGUCUCAGCUGGUUACCGCUAUCUUUAGGGACUUGUACUCCCUAAAACGCCCCGACGCAACCCUCUUCUCCAAGCGCAACGAACUCCGCCCCUUCGAAGACCCCCGCCCCCUCGAAUUCUUCUCCACCAAAACCGACGCAUCCCUCCUCGUCCUUGCCACCCAUUCCAAAAAACGGCCCCACAACCUUACAUUCGCACGCACAUUUGACCACCAACUGCUCGAUAUGAUCGAAGUUGGCGUGGAGAGGGGCCUGCCGAUGGAGUUUGUCGAUGGACCUAAAAGUGCUCUUGGGCAUCGGCCGUUGAUUCUUUUUGCGGGGGAUGCGUGGGAUGGGUCUGACGAGCUCCGGACUUUGAAAUCGAUCCUGUUGGAUAUGUACCGCGGCACAGCAACACUGGAAGGCAUUGACCUCGCGGGGAUCGAGCACGUGCUCUCGCUCACCGCCGUCGACUCGAAAACGGUGAAAUUGCGCACGUACACGAUCCAGCUGAAGAAGAGCGGGACCAAAUUACCCAGGGUGGAGUUGACCGAGAUGGGUCCGGCGGCGGAUUUGGUGGUUAGGAGACAUCGCGGUGCGGACGGGGAGACUUGGAAGGCCGCUACCAAGAUUCCGAAGGAACUGAUGCAAUCGAAAACGAAAAACAUCGAACGCAACGCGCUCGGCGAUAAGGUCGGGCGGAUCCACAUGCACAAGCAGGAUCUGGACAAGCUGCAGACGAGGAAGAUGAAGGGGUUGAAGAGGGGGGCUGAUGAGAAGGAUAAUGAGGGGGAGGAGGAGGAGGGGGAGGCGCCGGCGUUUGUCAAGAAAGUUAGGGUUGAGUGACGGGGUUGCGAGGGAGGUGUGGGCGGCGGGGGAUACCCGCGCGUUCACAUUGGUUUGGCACCACAUACAGGAGGCUAAGGUAGGCCGCGAUACAUAGCACGUAGCACACUCGAAAGCAACGCACCCUAUUUAUAUUUAUCAAAAGUUCUAUUUUCAUCGCACACGAACCUGUGCACUAAAAGGUGUUUCUACGAGCUAUUUUGCUUUAUAGAGUGCACCAUGGAGAACCGAAUUGAAAU
Fimicolochytrium jonesii is the source of this 1263-nucleotide messenger RNA. Its product is annotated as Brix domain-containing protein. The record is from RefSeq and is a predicted model, not a curated record. Gene Ontology annotation, biological process: ribosomal large subunit assembly; maturation of LSU-rRNA from tricistronic rRNA transcript (SSU-rRNA, 5.8S rRNA, LSU-rRNA). Gene Ontology annotation, cellular component: nucleolus. The transcript is spliced from 4 exons. Gene Ontology annotation, molecular function: rRNA binding. Lineage: Eukaryota; Fungi; Chytridiomycota; Chytridiomycetes; Spizellomycetales; Powellomycetaceae. The coding region runs from base 89 to 1024 and encodes 311 amino acids.